Pseudopodoces humilis (Tibetan ground-tit) is the source of this 6456-nucleotide messenger RNA. It is a transcript of the gene ANKS1A, whose product is annotated as ankyrin repeat and sterile alpha motif domain containing 1A. The record is from RefSeq and is a predicted model, not a curated record. Gene Ontology annotation, biological process: ephrin receptor signaling pathway. Gene Ontology annotation, cellular component: cytosol. Gene Ontology annotation, molecular function: ephrin receptor binding. Lineage: Eukaryota; Metazoa; Chordata; Aves; Passeriformes; Paridae.
AUGGGGAAGGAGCAGGAGCUGCUGGAGGCCGCGCGCACCGGGAACCUCCCGGCCGUGGAGAAGCUGCUCUCGGGGAAACGCCUCAGCUCCGGCUUCGGCGGCUCCGGUGGUGGCGGCAGUGGCGGCGGCGGCUCCGCGGGGGGAGGCGGUGGCGGGAGCGGCGGGAGCGUCGGUGUGGGGCACCCGCUGUCCAGCUUGCUCAGCAUUUGGAGGGGGCCAAACGUGAACUGCGUUGACAGUACUGGUUACACUCCACUGCACCACGCUGCUUUGAACGGCCACAAGGAUGUCGUGGAAGUUCUGCUGAGGAACGACGCUCUCACCAACGUGGCAGAUUGUAAGGGCUGUUACCCCCUGCACUUGGCAGCCUGGAAGGGAGAUGCUGAUAUCGUGAAGCUCCUCAUCCACCAGGGCCCUUCGCACACCAAAGUGAAUGAGCAGAAUGCUCUUGAGAUCAAAGAACUCAAAAAGUACGGCCCCUUUGACCCAUAUAUCAAUGCCAAGAACAAUGACAACGAGACAGCGCUGCACUGCGCGGCCCAGCAUGGCCACACCGAGGUGGUGAAGGUGCUGCUGGAGGAGCUCACUGACCCCACCAUGAGAAACAACAAAUUUGAGACCCCCCUGGACCUGGCUGCGCUCUAUGGGAGGCUGGAAGUGGUCAAGAUGCUCUUGAACGCCCACCCCAACCUGCUGAGCUGCAACACUAAGAAACACACCCCACUGCACCUGGCAGCCAGGAACGGUCACAAAGCAGUGGUCCAUGUCCUCCUAGAUGCUGGCAUGGACAGCAACUACCAGACUCAGAAAGGCAGUGCUUUGCACGAAGCUGCUUUGUUUGGCAAGACAGAUGUGGUACAAAUAUUGCUGGCUGCAGGUAUUGAUGUGAACAUAAAGGAUAACAGAGGCCUGACUGCUCUGGACAUUGUGAGGGAACUUCCUUCCCAGAAAAGCCAGCACAUAGCAGCUCUCAUUGAAGAUUACACCAUUGGGAAGAAAAGUGCCAAAGCUGUGGAGAAAUCUACUCCAGCCCCGCUCGCUCCAGCCACCGAUCCCUCAGGCCAGAUGUCUCAGGGUGAUGUGGACAAAGCUGUCACAGAGCUGAUCAUCGAUUUCGAUGUGAACCCCGAAGAGGAGAGCCCAUACGAAGCUUUGUACAAUGCCACGUCCUGCCACUCCCUGGAUAGCCUGGCCAGUGGGAGAUCAUCCGACCGGGAAUCUGUGAAUAAAGAAACUGAACCAAGUGGCCUCAAAGCAGCCAGAGUCAGGCCUAGAGAACGUCCUCCCCCGCCGGCCAAGCCUCCGCCUGAUGAAGAGGAGGAACAGAAUGUGGAGAAGAAGACAGGCCAGAGUGCUCCCUGCGAGGCCUCUGCUGCCCGGGGAAAGAACAGGGGAAGUGGAGCUGAGGAAGAGGAACACCCCUACGAGCUGUUGCUUACAGCAGAAACUAAAAAGCCAGUUGCAGUGGACAGGAAAACAAAAGACCACAGGAGGAGCAGCGGCAGCCGCAGCCAGGACUCUGCUGAGAACCAGGAUAUCCAGGUGCCAGAGCAGUUUUCAGGGUUGCUCCACGGCUCUUCUCCAAUCUGUGAGAUAAGUGAGGACCCUUUCAGGCUCAUUUCCUCUGCGGAGAAGGGGGACACGGAAGCCACGAGCCACCCCGCUGCUAUGCAGCUGGAGGAUGCUGAGUUACCCUCGUCAGGACCAGCACGGAGCAGUUCCCCGGACCCCACGCAGACAGUGGUGUAUGCCACGGUGCAGCACGUCAGUCGGGCGGAUCCCGCGGCCGUAGUCACGCCCUAUGUGCCGCAGCACCCCAGCGGUGCUGAGCCAGAGGGGGACAGAGCUGUGGGCAGAGCCCACCCGGGCAGCAAGCCCAAAGCCGAGCUCAAACUCAGCCGCAGCUUGUCCAAGUCGGACUCUGACCUGCUGACCUGCUCCCCGACGGAGGACGAUGCCAUGGGGAGCCGGAGUGAAUCACUCUCCAACUGCAGCACUGGGAAGAAGCGGCUGGAGAAGUCCCCAUCCUUCGCUUCAGAGUGGGAUGAGAUUGAAAAAAUCAUGAGUUCCAUCGGCGAAGGCAUUGACUUUUCCCAGGAGCAGCACAGGAUCUCAGGUUCGCGGAUGCUGGAGCAGAGCGUCGGGGAGUGGCUGGAGUCCAUCGGCCUGCAGCAGUACGAGAGCAAGCUGCUCCUGAAUGGCUUCGACGAUGUUCGCUUCCUGGGCUGUAAUGUCAUGGAAGACCAGGACCUUCGGGAUAUCGGGAUCGGUGACCCUCAGCACCGCCGGAAACUGCUCCAGGCUGCUCGCUCCCUCCCAAAGUUGAAACCCCUGGGCUGUGAUGGGAAUAGCCAGCCAUCAGUUCCUGCAUGGCUCGACUCCCUGGGGCUGCAGGAUUACAUCCAGUCCUUCCUCUCAAGUGGCUACAGCUCUAUCGACACUGUGAAAAACCUCUGGGAGCUUGAGAUAGUAAACGUGCUGAAAGUGAACCUGCUGGGCCAUCGGAAGAGGAUCAUCGCCUCGCUGGCAGACAGACCCUACGAGGAGCCACCGGCCAAGCCACCACGAUUCUCACAGCUGAGAUGCCAGGACUUGAUGUCCCAGGCGUCGUCGCCCCUGAGCCAGAACGACUCCUGCACAGGCAAAUCUGCUGAUCUCCUGCUGCCCUCCGGGGACACUUCCAAGAAGCAACACGGUCGUGGCACUGAGCUUGCUCCCUACUCCAGAGCUGAGCGCUACAAAGCACAGGAGGACCGUCGGGAGUCCAGGCUAACCCUGCGCCCCCCAAGCCUGGCAGCCCCAUAUGCCCCCGUUCAAAACUGGCAGCACCAGCCCGAGAAGCUCAUCUUCGAGUCCUGCGGGUAUGAGGCCAAUUACUUGGGCUCCAUGUUGAUCAAAGACCUCCGAGGGACAGAGUCUACACAGGACGCCUGUGCCAAGAUGAGGAAAUCCACAGAGCACAUGAAGAAGAUCCCAACCAUAAUCCUGUCCAUCACGUAUAAAGGGGUGAAGUUCAUUGAUGCCUCCAACAAGAAUGUCAUUGCUGAGCACGAGAUCCGGAACAUCUCCUGUGCUGCUCAGGACCCUGAGGAUCUCUGCACAUUUGCCUACAUCACCAAGGACCUGCAGACCAGCCAUCACUACUGCCAUGUCUUCAGCACUGUAGAUGUGAACUUGACGUACGAGAUCAUCCUCACGUUGGGGCAGGCAUUCGAGGUCGCCUACCAGCUCGCCCUGCAAGCCCAGAGAGCAAAGCCUCUGGGUGCUGGAGCAGGAGAAAUGAUUGAAACAAAAUCUUCCAAACCAGUGCCUAAACCACGAGCAGGCAUGAGGAAAUCCGUGCUGGAUCCCCCUGAAGUGGACCAAGACUCCCAGUCUCAUGCCAGUGUCUCCUGGGUCGUGGACCCCAAGCAGGACUCCAAGCGGACCCUCAGCACUAACUGAGCUCCGGGCAGCCGUCUCCUACCACGGGAUGUAGUAGCGGGGCAGAGACCUGGGACGCGGUGGCCUCCUGACAUGAAGAUCAUCUCCCUCUGGCACGGGUGGCUGCCUCGGAGUGGGUGCGUGGCUGCUCGGUGAGGGCUCCCAGAGCAGCCCUCUGGGGGAAGGGACCCAGCCUCCACCGAGGAAAGCCGCUCUCUCCGUUCCUAGCGAAGGAAAACUCGACACUCGGAGGCCAAGAGCGAUGUCGCCUUUUCUAGUUUGAGACAAAACAUCUUUUGACCUGUUUCUUUUUUAACGAAGUGACACAGAGCAAAUCCGGUUCACGGUUUUAAGGUAGCGCUGCAGCUUUUUGGUGAGGAAAAAAAACCCCACCAAAUUUUUAUUUACUGGGAAUCCCGCAGUCUGGCGAGGAGCAUGAUAGAAAGCCUUAGCAGGGGCGUGGUGUGCGUAUUUCUGAUGGUACUUACUCUGCUUCAGCCCUGGGUGAACAGGAGAAAACUCCAAAUUCUCAGAGAUCGCUUCCUCCCACGUGAGAACCUGGUGAGAUAAGUCUGCAUCCUGUUCUCCAAGCCACUCCAAGCUUUUGUAGCAAAUGGAAGUAAAUUGAGGAAAAGAAUCUGCAAAGGAUUUUUCACCCCAGAGCAGCUGUGGCCAAUACCCCCGAUGGUACAAAGCUUCCUUAUCCCCCCAGCUGUCACGUUGCAAUACUUGACAUUUCUAUGGCAAGGACCCCGUUUCUUCCCAUUUCUGCACUGAAUUCCUGGGGACAACUCCCUGCUCCAGCCUCUGUGCACCUGUCUUGUUUUUAAAUGCAGUUAUGCCCUGAAGGGUUGGGGUUUUUUUAAGUAUAUUCAGUUGUGAUUUAGCACUUUUUUGAUACUAGCUCAUUAUUUAAUUAGUGCAACCGUUUCAGAAGAUGAACAAAUAAGGAGUUAAAUUUUGGGCAUUACACUGAAACAGUCCAUCCCCAAGGACAAACCACAUCAGCCUGAGGGUGGCUUGGCCCUGUCUGAGCCCAGUGUCCCUAAAGGCAAUCACCUCAGAGGUGCUGUGUGCUUGCUUUUAUUCUGAAUUACAGUGUUUUUCACAGUGGUUUGGGCUGUGACUGAUGUGUUUUCAGACUGUUCCCCUCUGGGGAGAAUGUUAAAAUGGUUGUGAUUUGAAUUCUUCAGAUGCAAAGUGUAGCGCAGCGCAUCCAUCGUGAUCUCGUCAGGCCCUCUCAGGGCUGUGGGACCUGCUGCCACAUGGGAAUGCUGUGCGCGAGUAAUUCCUGUUUAACUCCAGUUGCUGCUGUAUGUCAGGAUUUCCUUUAGUCUCUCUCACCAGUGAGGCUGGGAGAGAAGUGAACCAUAAUCCCAAGGGCACAGACCUGUAAAGGAUUGGGAAGGGGGAGUGGAGAUUUUGGGUUAAGCCAAUAAAUUUAGGAAACCUAACAUUCCUUGUUAUGCACAUGUUGCAAUUCAUACUGGUGUAAGUGUAAAUAUUUGGUGUGUUGGCAACAAGUCUUCGGUGAGAUUGCAAAUUGAAACUCUGCUUGGGAGGAGGGACACCUUUCCUUUCUGACACGUGAGCUUUUUUGGAGGUUGGCUUGGAGGUGACAUGGUGAUGAAGACUCCAGUCUUCAGGCACUGGGCUCGGUGACCCUGGUGGUCCAUUCCAGCCCCAUGUGUAAACCUAUGGUUGUCUUUAGUGAUCCAUUCUUUAGCCAGAUACUCCCUUUCUCACCUCUCAGACAGAGCAGUUGUUUUGGCAGUUCAGUGUGGUGUGGUCUCUCUCGGGACUCGGUGCUGGAGACAGACCCUGGGCUGUGCCAGUCACUGGCUCCCGGCCACCCUCACCCACCCACUGUGCAGCGUUGGGGCUCUUCCUCCCUGCAGGGUUUUGUGCUAUCUGGAGGACAGUGCCCCAGAUUUCCGGUGCUGAACAUAACAUUGCAUCCAACUGCGUCUGCUGUACUACCUGCCUGGAAGGAGCUGGGGCUGCCCUGGGCCUUGUUCCUCUCCUUAAAGACAGAUUGUGUUUCGCAGACUUUGGUUUGUGGGCUGAGCCCUCACUCACAGCCAGCAAAUGGAGUUGCCAAGUUUUGUCUUUCUUUUUAUAGGAGGGGAUGAUUUUUUUUUUUCAAAUUGAAGAUGCUUUAUCCUUUUUUUAUUUUGUGUUUACAAAGAAAAAAAAAAAAAGCGCUAAUCUUAGCUGUUGAACUGACUUAAACUUGCUUUGGGGUUGUUCUUUUUAGAUGAAAUUAUGCAACUUUUUUGGUGUACACACCUGUUCCCCCUCCCAGGGAGAAGAUGCAGCACCUUCCAGGCUGUACCUGUAGUGAAGUCUGUACCUUCAGGAGGCUGCUGAGACACAGAGCAGAUGCCAAAAAGCCCCAAACACGUCCCAUUCUGUGUGCAGCUGAGGUGGAGCCAAUGCUUUAAUGCUCCUUCCAUCCACCUCAGAAGUUUCCAGCAGCAGCAUUUCCCUGGCUCUGCUCCGAUCCAUGUUUUGGAGCCGGCACAGAGCUCACAACGCUGUCGUGUUGCAAAGGUCUCCCUUAUAGAUCUCACAUUGGUAUUACCUGAAUUUUUUUUUUCCCAAAAGAAAAGUACCUGUGCUGUUCUCACUAAGUCAACCCAGCUCAGACAUUUUUCUUACCCACAGAAGAAUAACCUGGGAUUCCCUGACAGGGCAGAGACAGUCAAGUUCAGUUUGCAAUGUAGACAUUUUUGCUAAUUGUGAUGUAUGGCAGUGGGGCUGAUUUGUAAUACAAAUGUUAUUUAAUCUGUCUGUAUUUUGAUACUUGAAUUUCCUUUUAUUUCCUGUAUAUACAGUUGUUAAUCUGUUCAAAUUUGUCUGAAUUUUAAACAUCUUGUGGUACCAAACAUAACCAAUCUGUGCAACAAGAUAGACUGACCUCACUACAACAAGGCGAGAUUGUAAAUAUUCCUGGGCUUCCAGCAGUCGUUUUGUUGUUUUCAAAAUUGUACAACUUAGAACAGACCGAAUUAAUAAACAACCUUAGACACA